AUCAAAUCGCCUUAUCAGUCGUCCUCGAUAUAAUUUCCUCCAUGAAGCCCGAUUGAAAACAGUUUGUCGUCUCCAUUAUUUACAAUGUCUAAUUACAAAAUUGGAGUGAAUUUACGAGUGACAGAAAACAGCAACCAAGGCGGAAGGAAGUAUAUGGAAGACAAUAAUUCAAUACAAUUCGUUAGAAACGACGAGGGAGGAUAUGAAUUUGCAUACUUUGGAAUUUUCGAUGGUCAUGGCGGUUCUGAGGCGUCUAAGUUUGUACGGGAUCAUUUAUUGAAUCAAAUUAAGAAGUAUGAUUCCUUCUGGAAUGGCGACGAUGAACAAAUUUUGGCUGCUAUUAAGAAUGGGUUUCUUGACACCCAAGAACUCAUGUGGAAGGAAGUUGGCAAAUGGUCAAGGACAGCAAGUGGUCACCCUAGUACAUCUGGUACAACAGGCAGCAUAGCAAUUAUAAAAAACUCCAAGCUAUACAUUGGCCAUGUUGGUGAUUCUGGUGUAGCUCUUGGUUAUGAACAAGACAGAAGUGAAAAACGUCCUAUACCUGGGGUUAUGCUUACACAGGACCAUAAGCCAGACAGUCCGGAAGAGAUAAAGCGAAUUAGAAGGGUCGGAGGUCAAGUGGUGGCCAAAGCUGGAGUCCAGAGAGUGGUAUGGAACCGCCCCAAUAUCAGCAACAAGGGUCCAGUACGAAGGAGCACUCCAAUUGACAAAAUACCCUUCCUAGCUGUGGCAAGAAGUUUGGGUGAUUUAUGGAGCUUCAACUAUCAGAACAACGAAUAUGUUGUCUCCCCUGUUCCGGAUGUGGCUGUCCAUGAGCUGGAUCCAGCCAUUCACAGGUGCCUGAUCCUGGGAUCCGACGGAUUGUGGAACAUGAUGACAGCUGAGGCAGCCGCAAGCAUGGUGGCUGAUUUGGAAAAUCACUUUGAAUACAAAGUUAUCCAUGACCCGUCUGUGCCUGUGUCUUACUGGAUAAACCCUGCAGAAAAACUAGUCCAGAAGGCUUUGCACUCGUGGAGGGCUAAACUAAUGAAGGCUGACAACACCAGCUGUAUCGUAGUGCUGAUUGACCCUCUGGGACCCAGAAAACUAUCCAUUCUCAAAAGGAAAAGAGAGGAAUAUCUGCAGAAGAUAGCACCUGAGAAAAGUAUAGCCUCCUCUUCUACAAGGACAUCACCCAGAAAACAUGACACUGCUUCAAAACCCGAGAAUGUGAAGAGCGUCAAAGAAGAGGAGAAUAAGAAAAAAUUAACAAGUAGAGUGAACCCACAUAGUGUAGCAACAAAAACAGUCAUCUCCUCUGUCUCAACUGAAAAAUCUAAACGUUUAUCGUUACAUUCAGCAGUCAAUACAGAACUGGACGACAGUAUUCAGGCAAACAGUGUCCACUUCAAGGCAACCCUUGUGCAGGGAACUUGUGCCAAAGAGAAGCUGAACUUCAGCUGUUCUAAUGUGUUUGCAAGAUUCAAAGGGAGCAAAUCCGAUCUAGAUGUCAACACUUCCACACAGGGUGUUCCGAUUACAAGGGCAAGGCAUCACUCUGGAAAUGUGAUCCUUCAGUCACACAAAGUCCAGAAAAGUUUAGAUCAAAACCAGAAGCCAGUGAAAAACCAGAUUUUUACAGCAUCUUCAUUGAAGGAUCUCUCAGUGCUCACAGACAGCUUGAAACCUUACCAGACCAACCGAGUUCACAUAACCGAGAAAGGCAUGAAGAAAGUGGAACCUCCCAUAUCUGCCUGCAGCCUCAAGGAUGUUCAGAACUUCAUGGAUUGUGGCAAAAGUGAGAUCAAGGUGCGGACAAACAGUGAUAUGAAUCAGCGAGCAAGCAAAGAGGACGGAAGUCGAAAAGAUCUGAAAGUUGACACCAUUAUCAAGGGGAACAGUACAGAUUGUGGGGGACAUUUUCUAAGGAGACACUCUGUUGGUGCAAUUGAGAGUAAAAAGGCUUCAUGUGUGGCUUCAAAACUGAGGAAAGGAAAACAACGGUCCCUGCGGUGUCGAGGUCAAGUAGAAAACAAAGUGAAAGCAAGUGCGACAACAAUAGCGGGUGUCAAGCGGAAAAGAAAUAGCAUUGACAAUGUACCACAGACGAAAAAGGCUUGCCGUAGAUAGUGCUACUGUAUUUGAUCUACAUAUGGUUGUGCAUUGCUCUCAUAUUUUUUUUUUAAUUCUGUCCUAUUUUAAAAUAUCAGCACAAAAGUCUAUGCAUUUGCCAAAGUAUUUUAUGAAGUGAUUUCAUUUUAAUACUCAAUUUUUCACCAUACCUUGGAAUCAAAAAUGCGUUUUCCAUUUCAUUAUUUUACCUGUUUAUUGUAUGUUUGAAACUUGUAGACGAAUAGUUACUGAUUUGCUUGUCUUUUUUGUUUAGUGUUGCAUUCAUUUUCAUUGACAUUGCAGGGUAUUGGGACAAAUCAGAAUUUCUGUCGUCACUUUUCACCCCAAUUAUUGACUAGAAAGAGAUGAGUAUGAUAUGUCUUUCAAAAUACCUUUUCCUUUCUCUUGGAAGUUUUGAGUAUCAACCAUACAUACCCAACCCAGCCCUUGGAUACCUUUGCUAUUAAUUAGAAAAUUAAUUCUUUAACUAUAAUAUUUACUUGUCAGGGGUAGGGGUAAGAAAGAAGAUUUUAGAUUUAUCUUAAUUUUGUGUAUUAAUAUUUAAGUGAGUUAAGAUUUAAGGUUUGGUGGCAAAAAAAUGAGCACAACACCAUUUUGUUGGUGGUUUGGUGCAUGUUAAUAGUUUAUAUUUCUUUUUCAUCCCCAUUACUCAAAAAUGAAAGCAUGUGUGAAUAUUCAUUAUUGCUUUAAAUAUUUUUCUUAAUCUUUUACAUGUAAUUGCGUAGCAAUAAUGAUAAGGAAAAGGUUAUCUGGAUCUUUGAUCAGCUGUUCAUGAUAAUAUUAGUUAUUUACAAAAGUUGAUGCAAAGCUUGCAAAUAUUUGAACAAAAACUUUGAUGUACAAUACAACUCUGAACAAGAAACGAAAGAAAUCUUUUGUUUUUUAUUGAUUUUUUUAAAAAAAAUAUUAUUUAUGUUAUAUUGACAUGUGAUGACUGAUGUUUUAUAUUAUUAUAUAUUAAAUUAUUUAAUUUGAUUUAAAAAAAUUUCAUUGCAUGCAACUUUUUAAUUGAAGCUUUUGGUUCUUUUUAUAUCGUACAAAACCACUUUUUUUUACUUUUGUUAAGUUAGAUCCGUUUAUCAUUGAUUUUUGUUUUCUUGUUUUUCGCAAUCUUCUUGUUGCUUUCUGGUGUUUUUUAAGUCUUU
Molecule: messenger RNA, 3260 nt
Organism: Saccostrea cuccullata (small rock oyster)
Lineage: Eukaryota; Metazoa; Mollusca; Bivalvia; Ostreida; Ostreidae
Exons: 5
Coding region: 85-2112 (675 amino acids)
Biological process (GO): negative regulation of gene expression, epigenetic; peptidyl-threonine dephosphorylation
Molecular function (GO): protein serine/threonine phosphatase activity; mitogen-activated protein kinase binding; cation binding
Source: RefSeq, a predicted model, not a curated record